GAUGCCUGUCUCGUCGCCUGAAGGCCGCGCCGCCGUCCUCGAGAAGGCCGCCCACGGCAUCCAAGAGCUCAUCAACUGGGCGCAGCAGACGACGCCGGGCGGCAAGUUCCUCCCCAAAACGACCAACUGGACCUUCGAGGCCUGCCGCUUCGAGCUCGACCUGAGCGGUGUCGGCACCUUUGACGAGCUCAUCCAGCUCUACAAGGACCCGAGCGACACAGCCGCGACGCUCAACUACGUGCAUGUCGACAAGUCCCAAGAGCUCUUCCCGCUCAACGAGCCGGGCAUGGACAUCUCGCUGCGCUGGGGCUUCUUCCGCGCGCCGCUGCCCUUCAUGCGCGACCGCAGCGCCACGUACAUCGAGUACACCAAGGAGUUUACGGACCGGUUUGGCCGCCGCGGCUUUGCGCGCUACAUCCGGUCGCACGCGCUCGGCGCAGUCGACACGCGCUUCGUGCACACGGAGAUUCGGUCGUGGGGCGUCGUCAUCGUCGAGACCGCGACGCCCAGCAUGCUCCACGUGAGCAGCACGGUCGACAUCGACUGGAACGGCAACAUGCCAUCAUGGGUCGCGACCAUGAUGACCUCUCGGCGCGCGCAGAGCAUCAAGGCGCUCGCGACCGUCCUCCGGACCUCCAAGAAGAUAGCGCUCAAGCGCUGCGGCAUCUGCUUCACCAAGCCGUCGACGUGGAAGAAGCAGUCGGCGCUCGUGACGUGCUACGACUGCGACAAGCUGGUGUGCAUCGAGUGCCGGUCCAUCCACUCGCAUGCGUCGGGCGUCUCGAGUUGCUGGGGCUGCGUGAGCCACAAAACCAAGUUGCACCUCCAGGACAAAAGCGUCCGGAGCAAGUCGGCGGCCACGGGCGACUCGGAGACGCCGCCGCCGUCGUGCAUGCACAAGUCGCCACCGGCGCGCUUCUCGCAGGCGACGGCCGAGUGGUAUGGGGAAGAGCGGCCCACGAACGACCACGUCGACCUCUCGUACCUCCCCACAUUCCACCGCCAUACCACCGCGUCGUCGUCCUAG
This is a messenger RNA of Saprolegnia parasitica CBS 223.65, 1027 nucleotides long. RefSeq lists its product as hypothetical. The transcript has a single exon. The record is from RefSeq and is a predicted model, not a curated record. The annotation marks the transcript as partial. NCBI's taxonomy places the organism in Eukaryota, Oomycota, Saprolegniomycetes, Saprolegniales, Saprolegniaceae.